Molecule: messenger RNA, 1530 nt
Organism: Aedes aegypti (yellow fever mosquito)
Lineage: Eukaryota; Metazoa; Arthropoda; Insecta; Diptera; Culicidae
Exons: 2
Coding region: 16-1461 (481 amino acids)
Source: RefSeq, a predicted model, not a curated record
CACGGAAGCUGUACGAUGGCAAGCGCCUUAGAAGUGAUUCUGUUAGUGCUGGCUUGUGCCGUUGUCCGAGGGGACCCAUUUUUCGGCAAUAACUAUCAACUUCCUCAGGGAGCUGCUCUGUCGCGAUAUGCAUCCGAAGUCGUUACGAAUCUCAACAACGCUCGGAACUCGCUAUCUUCGUACGUGCGUUACCCUCCGACGGCUUCGCCAAGUUUGAACGAAGGAGCAAUCACGCUUAGGGAUUACGUUGGAAAUGUCAGUUUGUUGGCGGGAGGUGUGUAUUCGGAAGUGUCCAGAGCAGCCACGGAUCGCACAACGGCUCCGGUGGUAGUAUUUUCGAAGAUCAGAACCCGACUGAACGAUCUGCAGCCUUUGCUACAGAAUGGAUCGCUCUACGUGGACACUUUGGCAGCAAACUUCGAUUCCGAAGUGGACAAUAGCACGUCUUCCUACUUUGCCACGUGGCACGCGAAUCUACAGUCUGACAGCCUUCAUCUUUCGACACUUCUUCAGAACGUCAGUCAAGUGAUCGAUUCGGUUGCAGGACAGGGUCUCAACACUCAACAGUUCAUAGCGGCCCUAUCGGCUGACGGAUUACUGCAAGACUUGGUGGACGCAGUUCAACGAUCAUCUGCCUCUUCCGGCCAUCUGUCAUCCACUGUCAGCAGUUUAGUGGGUGCCAUUAACACGGCUAACAGUUUCCGGUCGACCGCUAACUCUCGAAUCCAGAGUGGUCGGUUAUCGGCAGUCUCAACUGUCAACAGUUACAUAGCCUCGUCGAACGCUUCAUUCAACUCGAUCCUCGUCGCGACAGACACGCUGUUCAACCAUCUGAAAACGAUCAACGAUUCGUUUGUGUUCCGCUGGCCGCUUCUGUUGAGCGAUCGCGUAGAACAGAAGCUUGACCUCCUGAACCGUUCGAUCGAGAAUCUGAUCGUAAAUCUACACUUCCGCCGAAACGUCGUCGAGACGCACUACCUGGUGACGCGUCUGGUGUUUGCGAACGAGAACGAACCUCAGGCAUACUUGGAAGGUGAAUCGGAACAACUCACGAGACGACUGGUCAACGUGAUUCAACCGGAUGGUUGUGCGUCCAAUUUCCGUACGCAAUUUUUGGGGCUUCCUUCAACAUCGCAGUCGCAACUCACGCAGUGCAUCAACAGCCAGCUGGGAUUGGAGCGACAGGGAGCCAGCCAAGUGCUAUCGAUUGCUAACAACUUUUUGAGGGGUUACGUCACCGCCGUCUACGAUAGCUUGGAGAUUUGCUACAGCCAUCCGUUCGAGAAGAUGAACGAUUGCUUGGAUGAUAUUGUCGAGACCAUAGACUUCGGAGGAAAGUUCUUUCUCUUGGACACGGUAACGUUCUAUCUGUUCGAACAGGUACAAGCCGAACUGAUAAACUGCCAUACUCGACUGCUGAAGUACGUGCAAAAUGUAGGAUUAAGGGCUAACUGCCAGUAACAGAUGUUUAUUCACUAACAACAACGUAACAGAAAUACAUGGUAACUAUAGUGUUCCGCGAAGUCAGAA